Molecule: messenger RNA, 2544 nt
Organism: Acipenser ruthenus (sterlet)
Lineage: Eukaryota; Metazoa; Chordata; Actinopteri; Acipenseriformes; Acipenseridae
Product: secreted frizzled-related protein 5-like
Exons: 3
Coding region: 374-1312 (312 amino acids)
Biological process (GO): non-canonical Wnt signaling pathway; canonical Wnt signaling pathway; negative regulation of canonical Wnt signaling pathway
Molecular function (GO): Wnt-protein binding
Source: RefSeq, a predicted model, not a curated record
AGAGACCAGUGAUCCACAGCUUCUUAAACACUAGGUGCACCUCCGAGGGACAGAGCAGUGCAGUGCGACUUUCCCACUCACUUCCCUCAGAGCCACCUGAGUGAACUGAGGAGCCUAAAAGAAGCAGGCUAGUCCAGGACUAGAGAACAAGGGCUAGAAGAGAAGACCAUUAGAACGCAAAAGAGAAUUCAGGAUCUCUAUUUUUGGUGGAUAAACGAUAACUAAGAGGACCUUUUUGUUCUGAAGGAAAUUUUUAUUUUCUAUAUAAGGAUUCUUUUUUUUUUUUUUUACAAUAUUAUAUGAUUCAUUUGUUCUAUUACUUGUGCUUUUAUUUUCCUAUCUAAUUCUUUUGGAGAUUCGAAGCAAGCAAGUCAUGGAGUUCCACAGAAGCGGGUCUCUACCCACUAAGGUGAUGGCAGUGACGCUGGUACUAUUUUUUCUCACCUCAGCUGCAUCGGCGGAGGAACACGACUACUACAGCUGGCAGUCAGACAACUUCCAGAAUGGGCGUUUCUACACUAAGCAGCCACAGUGCGUGGACAUCCCAGCAGACCUGCGGCUCUGCCAUAACGUGGGCUACAAGAAGAUGCGGCUGCCAAACCUGCUGGACCACGAGUCCAUGCCCGAGGUGAAGCAGCAGGCUGGCAGCUGGGUGCCACUCCUGUCCAAGCGCUGUCACGCAGACACGCAGGUCUUCCUCUGCUCCCUCUUCGCCCCCGUCUGCCUCGACCGACCCAUACACCCCUGCCGUUCACUCUGUGAGGCUGUGCGUGACAGCUGUGCCCCUGUCAUGGAAACCUAUGGCUUCCCCUGGCCUGAGAUGCUCCAGUGCCAUAAAUUCCCCAUCGACAAUGACCUGUGCAUCCCCAUGCAGUUCUCAGGCAACCAGGCCACCCAGACCCCAGCCUUCAAAGUUUGCCCUCCAUGUGACAACGAGCUGAAGGCUGACACCAUCAUGGAACAUUUCUGUGCCAGUGACUUUGCUCUGAAGAUGAAGAUCAAGGAGGUGAAGAAGGAGAAGGGAGACCGCAAGCUGAUUGCAGCUCAGAAGAAGAAGAAGGUGCUAAAGAUGGGGGUGCUGCGCAAGAAGGACCUAAAGAAGCUGGUGCUCUACAUCAAGAACGGAGCCAACUGCCCCUGCCACCAGCUGGACAGCCUGAACAGCAACUUCCUCAUCAUGGGCCGCAAGGUGGACCAGCAGCUGCUGCUCAUGUCCAUCCACAAGUGGGAGAAGAAGAGCAAGGAGCUCAAAUUUGCUGUGAAGUACAUGAAGUCACAGCAGUGCCCCACCUACCACACUGUCUUUCAGUGACCCGCACACAGGCCAGGCAAGGAGAACAUGUUUUUCCAUAAAGAAACAAACACUUUCAAAGCACACCCUGACACUUGCUUGUUUCCCUUUAUCGAAUAAUAAUAAUUAUAUUAAUGUUAACGAUAUGUGAUAAUGAUCAUUAUGGUAAUAUGAAUAACUAUAUCACAAGGAAAUUGGCCUUUACAUUCUUCAUGGUAGUCACUCUGUUAUUCCAGACUCAAAUAAAAACAAGUAUAUAUUUGUUUUUUCAACAAAAUCAGUUCUGGAGUUUUUUAAACUCUCCUUUUUUAAUUUAAGAAAACAUAUAAAUAUGGAUUGUGAGAUUAGCAAAGUCGAAUCGAGUGAGAAUGUGAGGGAGUGAGAGCGAGAGUGAAAAAGAGAACAACAGAGACAGAGACAGGGAGAGGCAUAGACAGUGGGUGAGUAAACACCAGAACAAAAAGAGAAUGAGGGUGACAGAGAGUGAGCACUAAAGAGACUACAUGAGCAACAAAGUAUAGAUGUGUGUGUGCGUGUGCGUGUGCGUGUGUGUGCGUGUGCGUGUGUGGGUGUGUGCGUGUGUGUGUGCGUGUGUUUUGGGUAUGGGGGACAGACUAAUCACAGUAAAGUGGGAUUUCCUGUGCGGAGAUCCCCAGUCCUGGAUUGAUGCUGAAGGACCAGAGCUUUUGUAGAUAAAACUGAAUAUAUCUUGUAAAAAUAAGAAUAGUAAUGAUAAUGAAAAUGAAUCAAAGGUUUUGAUGUUGUUGUGUACGCUUAAACCCCUCCCCCAUUGAACUACAAGCGGCGCACAGCUUUUUAAUGAUAAAUGACUGUUAUGACUGUUCUACAAAGCAGCCCUCAUUGACGGACUGUGGUGGGACUGAAUGCAGCAAGAGGGAGGACUUUUCUGCUUUGUUAGAGUGUAGGGAAGGGUUCCAUUUCUCUCCUGCCCUGAAUGCACAGAGACCUUCACUGGAAAGAAUGGACUGACUGCUCUCUGGGUUCUCAGAUUGAAUUGGUUCCAAGGAUCUCUGUGUUGAUGUGUUUUACAAGUAUCUUCUUUUUUUAAUAUUAUGUAUGGUAUAAAUACUCUAGUCAGCAUCUGCAUCCAAUACUGCUAUAAUAAUGGAGAAUUUAGCUUCUGAAAUGUUGUAAUGAUCCAUAAACCUGUAAGUAGAAUUGUGACUGAAAAAGGUGUUUUUCGUGAAAAAAAUAAAAUAAAAUAAACUUGACAUUUUUAUACAUAAAAAAAA